This is a messenger RNA of Varanus komodoensis (Komodo dragon), 1764 nucleotides long. RefSeq names its product vomeronasal type-2 receptor 26-like. NCBI's taxonomy places the organism in Eukaryota, Metazoa, Chordata, Lepidosauria, Squamata, Varanidae. Gene Ontology annotation, molecular function: G protein-coupled receptor activity. The annotation marks the transcript as partial. The record is from RefSeq and is a predicted model, not a curated record. The transcript is spliced from 5 exons. Gene Ontology annotation, biological process: G protein-coupled receptor signaling pathway. Gene Ontology annotation, cellular component: membrane.
AUGGUCCCAGCUGAAGACCACCAAUAUCUGGGAAUUAUCAGCCUGCUUAAGCACUUUGGAUGGACCUGGGUCGGUCUCUUUGUGAUGGAGAACGAUCAGGGAAAGCUUUUCCUGCAGGCCAUGGAAACACUGGACUCUAGUUUGCGAGCCUUCCAGGGUAGCAUUGUUUUCUCCACUCACUCAAAAUGCCUUCCUGGAUUCCAGGAAUCUCUUCAGAUUCUAAAACCAGACUGGACACAAGCAGAUGUUUUCCUCAAGAAUUUCUGGGAAGAUGCAUUUAACUGUGUGGACCCAGACCCACUGGUGCCUUACAGGGUUGUGGGAACGUGCACUGGAGAGGAGAGGUUGGAGAGCCUCCCUGGGCAUUUUUUUGAAAUGUGCAUGACUGGCCACAGCUACAGCAUCUACAACGCAGUCUACGCUGUGGGAAAUGCACUCCACACCUUGUUCUCCUUGCAAUCCAACCGCAGAAAAAAGGUUCAUGACAAAGCCGGUGGCCUUCAGGACCUGCAGCCUUGGCAGCUCCACUCAUUCCUUCAAGGCAUUUCCUUUAACAACACUGCUGGUGAAAGCGUCGCUUUCAAUGAGCAUCGGGAAGUGGAAGGUGGAUUUGAUGUAAUCAACUUCAUCACAUUUCCAAACAAAUCCUGUCUCAAAGUGAAGGUUGGCCUGGUAAUUCCUGAGGCUGUCGAGGGGAAAAGGUUCAUCAUUGCUGAGGACAAAAUAACUUGGCAUCAGAGCUUUAAUCAGAUUGCACCUCAUUCCAUCUGUAGUGAUCCCUGCCCAGCUGGUCAUCAUAAGAAAAUGAGGGAAGGGGAAAAAAAUUGUUGCUACGAUUGUAAUGUGUGCCCAGAAGGGAAGAUUUCAAACCGAACUGACACUGAGGACUGUUUCAAAUGUGCAGAAGAUCAGUAUCCAGGCAGGGAGCAAGACAGAUGCAUCCCAAAAGUGAUCAGCUUUCUUUCUUAUGAGGAGCCCUUGGGGAAAAGUUUGGCUUCAGUUGCUCUUUCUUUGUCCCUGAUCACUGUCUUGGUGCUGCAGACCUUCAUUAAGCACAGAGACACCCCCAUCGUCAAGGCCAACAACCGAGGCCUCACCUACACCCUGCUCGUCUCUCUCCUGCUCUGCUUCCUCUCUUCUCUUCUCUUCCUCGGAAAGCCCGGCAAGCUGACCUGCCUUCUCCAACAGCCCAUGUUUGGCAUGAUCUUCUCCUUGGCUGUUUCUUGUAUGUUGGCCAAAACCAUCACGGUGGUGGUGGCCUUCAUGGCCACCAAGCCAGGCUCGAGCAUGAGGAAGUGGGUGGGGAAAAGACUGGCCACCUCCAUUGUGCUUUCUUGUUGCCUCGUUCAAGCUGCCAUUUGCAUCGUGUGGGUUGGAAACUUUCCCCCAUUCCCGGAUUUGGACACGAACUCUGUCAUUGGGGAAAUUACUGUACGAUGCAAUGCUGGGUCUGUCCUCAUGUUCUGUCUUGUUCUGGGCUACAUGGGCCUUCUCUCCCUCAUCUGCUUCCUGGUGGCUUUCUUUGCCAGGAAGUUGCCUGACAGUUUCAAUGAAGCCAAGUUCAUCACCUUCAGCAUGCUGAUGUUUUGCAGUGUUUGGCUCUCCUUUGUUCCAACAUACAUGAGCACAAAAGGGAAAUACAUUGUAGCUGUGGAGAUCUUCUCUAUCUUAGCCUCCAGUGCUGGAUUGUUAGGCUGUAUCUUUUCCCCAAAAUGUUACCUUAUUCUCUUCAAGCCUGAGAUGAACAGCAAGGAGCAGCUGAUA